AUGAUGGCUCCAGAAAGUACAUCACAUUCAAACGGAUUAGACAAAGGCGACUCCACACGACAUUUCGUUGCUAAAUAUGAAGAAUGGAUCCAUAAGUCGAUCCCAGAAAGUCUAGUCAUGGAGGAGGAUCGUGUGGAAACCGAGUCUGCACUUUCAGAAAACGAAAUCUUUGGUUUUAAGAACGAGAUCAAGUCACUAGAGAACUUCUUGUUGGAUCGAAAGGUCUACAAGGAGUUCAAGAGCCUUGUGGUUUUGGGAGAAUACGGCGUAGGGAAGACAACAUUGUGCCAGAUGGUCUUCAAUAAUGAAGAUGUGAAGAGCGUUUAUGCCCCUCGAAUUUGGAUUUCUAUGUAUAGCAAAGAGAAAAAGGAAGGAGAAGAUAACAAAGUAUUUGUACUGAAGAGGAUCUUGAAGGGUCUUGGUGUUGAAGAUUCGAUCUACAGCGAGGUAGUAGAAGAUGCUGCAAUCAAGCAGGAAGCUGGAGAGAUUAUUGGAGAGACAGCGAAAGAGAAGGAGCUCUCUGCCUUACUCUAUGUACUUAACUUGAAUUUAAAGUGGAAGAAGUAUUUGAUUGUGUUUGAUGACGUGCGAGAAGAGGAUAACUGGAACGAGAUGCUCAGGCUCGAUGAGGACCAACUCAAGGUAACUAAAUGGGGAACACAUCUUUCGGAUGGAUUUCCUAAAGGGUCUGGUGGGAGAGUUAUAUCCACGACCAGGGAUAAGUCACUGGCGGAUAAGCUAGUUGCAAAGAAACAUGAGAUCCAUAGUCUUUGGCCGUUGUCUGAUCCUCAGAGUGUCUGGAAGAUAUAUGAAGCAGAGGUCAUCAAGAAAGGGAAAGAGCUUCCAAGAAACGACAAGAAAUGCAUAGAUGAACUGAUGAACAAGUCUCGUGGUCUUCCUCUAGCUGCUAUACUUAUGGCCAAGCUUGAUCCCGUGUUUGUUGACGAUGAAAAUACUGAGCAGAACGGUUCUAGGCAAGGACCAACCGACCCAGAUAGUAUCUGA
This is a messenger RNA of Microthlaspi erraticum, 1005 nucleotides long. Lineage: Eukaryota; Viridiplantae; Streptophyta; Magnoliopsida; Brassicales; Brassicaceae. The record is from the annotation of a GenBank genome assembly.